Molecule: messenger RNA, 2664 nt
Organism: Tuber melanosporum (Perigord truffle)
Lineage: Eukaryota; Fungi; Ascomycota; Pezizomycetes; Pezizales; Tuberaceae
Exons: 3
Coding region: 1-2664 (887 amino acids)
Biological process (GO): actin cytoskeleton organization
Molecular function (GO): small GTPase binding; actin binding
Source: RefSeq, a predicted model, not a curated record
AUGCAUAAGAGGUCCCUCUCGUCUCUUUCAAUUUCGUCGUUUACUUUGAGGAAGGAUAAAUCGGUUCCUUCUUCGCCCACGAGAGGCAGUUUGGAGGUUCGGGGAGGCACCGUGUUUGAUCUGAUCAACAAUUUCAAUAAGGUGGCUGAACAGAGCUCAGCUCAGAAUACGGGACGCUUUGGAGGUGAAAAGAAGCCGAACAAAGCUAGGAGCACAAUUGAUUUUUCAAUUCUGAGAAUGAAUAAGAAGCCUUCCGUUGAUAUCAAAGGCUCUUCAAGAGAUAAGGAAAAUCAGAGACCAGCCCCUGAGCUUACAUCAAACACAUCUACAGGCAUAGGGUUUACCAACAACCCCGGGUCAAUUGGAGGUUUACAUCUUUUCUCUCUGCCAAAAGACCACCCUCAUUCUCAAAGCAAGAAGCCCCCGCCAGUUCCAUUCAAGGAUCGUAGUCCUAGAAUUACCCCGUCAUGUUCAAACACCUCCCUCCAGCGCAGUCUUCUCCCCCCUGCGCUGAUCGAGCAGCAGCAACCACGAGCUUCAUUCUCAUCUAUCUCUUCUAUCUCCACCCAGCAAGAACGGGCAAGUACGGAAGAAUUGGUCAGGAAGUAUACUCCAAACGAAUAUACACCAUCAUCUCAACGCAAUUUCUUCGGCCAACACGAGCCUAACCUUACUAGGAAGCCUGUAAACGGCUCAACUGGAAGUGGUAGCAGUAGCGGAAAGCCUAAGCAGAGACCAAAGAGUGCCUACAUCCCUCCUUCGACUUCGUUACUAUCUGGUGGAUUUAGUGUCGCAUCCCCAAGAAAGGGGAGUUACGAGCUACGGUACAGCAUGGAGAAGAAACGAUCAGAAGACGGCUGGAGGUCCCCUACUGGGAGUCAAGGUAGCCAGGGAAGCCAAGGCAGUCAAGAGAGUGGAAAGAGUGCCAAGAGCAGCCAUAACGCUGACUUGGAUUUGGAGGGAAUUGACGUUGCCUUUGAAGCUUUACUUGAUUCUCGGGGUGUGCCGGAAAAUCUCCGGGACCGGAUGCGAAAGCUGGAUAUUAGAGUAAAACAAGAAUUUAUUAGAAAAGAGGCACAAAUGGAGAAGACUGCCGAAAAAGUUGUAGAGACACCCUCUUCAUCUGGUUUAUUUGGGAGAAGGCCACAAACUGCACAUGGAGGAAGAUCCGAAGCAAGACCAAAGUCAAGAGAGGGAACCAGGAGCCUCGAUGCGCCGCCUAGUCCAACAAAGAAGACUAGACCCCGUAGUCGUACUUUUGGAGCUUCUAAAGACAAGGGUUUGUCUACUCCUUCGUUUUUAGGCUCGCCGAAGAAGCAAAAGAGUUCGGAUUCGGGCCCUACCGGUGACAAGAGCCUACGUGUUAAGGGUAUUGUAUUCCCUCCGGCCUCGGCAUCUGCCAUUCCGAGCAACGGCUCAACCUCUCCAACUAUGGUCCCCACUCUUGGUCCUCAAGAAUGGGUCGAGUGGCUCCGGGACGCGGCCAGACCUAAAAUUAAGGGACACAAGAUGUUCGUGGAAGGAAUUGAUGGAAAAUGUAUUCGGGGUGAGCAGGGAAUGAAGGAUGUUGAGGUUUCUGCACUUCAUAAGCUCCGUCUCGUGCUUCGGAAUGAACGCUUGAGAUGGGUUGAGAGAUUCGUUGAGCUUGGUGGAAUGCAGGCAGUUUGGGGUGUUCUGGAGAGGGUAUUGCGCAUUGAGUGGAGGGAGGAGCAUGAAGAUUUGUUGCUUCACGAGCUUCUGCUCUGUCUUAAGGCGCUCUGCACAGCUUCUUUGGCCCUGGAGAAGCUGCUAGAGAUGGAGAACAUGGUCUUUCCUCGUUUGAUUGAACUUCUGUUUGAUGAGGAAAAGAAAGGACCAUCGGAAUUCACAACCCGCGGGCUCAUUAUUAAUCUUUUGUUCACGCAUCUGUCUACUGCGCCACACACCCAAAAGCUAGGGCGGACGAAGAGGUUACUGGGAUACCUUGCCGAUAAGGUUCCUAAUGAGGAUCAGCGGCCGGUUGAGUUCAUUGAGGUUGCUCAUACGAGACGGCCUUACAAGAGAUGGUGCAAAGAGGUUACUAAUAUUACGAAGGAAGUCUUCUGGAUAUUCCUCCAUGGUGCAAAUGUUAUUGCGUUGCCAGUGUUACCGCCAAACAAUAGUCAGGGAGGGGACUACUCAUAUUGCACGAAUCAUUUCCCUGCAGAACGUCCGCCAGUACCGGCGGCCCCUUAUGUGGGUGGCGUUGAGUGGGAAGCUACCAGCUACCUUGCAAACCACAUGGACUUGCUCAAUGGGUGCAUUGCGAGCCUGGGGACUCGUGAGGAGCGAAACAAUCUUCGCCUAGACCUUAGGAACUCUGGAUGGGAGAGACUUAUGGGGGGUAGCUUGAGGACGUGCAAGGAGCGGUUACACACUGCUCUUCACGAAGGGCUUAAGACAUGGGUAGCUGCAGCCGUGGCAGACGAGUGGGAAAUCUCUGAUGUUAGAUUUGGUCCAAGGACCGAACAGUACAGCCGAGAUGCGGGAAAAGAGGCCAAGAAGGAGAGACGCAGGAGGAAGGAGCAACAGCGUGAGCAGGAGGAACUUAACCUUCAACUUCCCAAGCUGGAUUUCGCCAAUGGUGGUGUUGCAGCUAGUGGGAAAUCGAGAAAUGAUAAUACAGAUGGAGGAUGGCUAUACUGA